AUGUCAAGCUGUCAACAAUUAUUAUUGUCAUCUAUAUGCAUGAUUCUUUAUUGUGAUCCCAUCUUGUUGAAAUUUCAGAUAACUUGUUCUAACUAAAUCCUUUCAACUAUUAACAUCUUCAGUAUAUAGUCAUUUAAGCCAAAAUGGGAAGUCCUGAAAGAGAAUUGUGCCCACCGCCUUCAGAAGAAGAUGAGUUAACUCUACCCAGAGCAAGUAUCAACAAAAUGAUAAAGGAACUGGUACCAUCCGUCAGGGUAGCUUUUGAGUCACGAGAAUUAAUUCUAAACUGUUGCACAGAAUUCAUACAUCUCUUGAGUUCAGAAGCCAACGAAGUUUGCAAUCAGAGUAAUAAAAAGACUAUCAAUGCUGAGCAUGUUCUCACAGCCCUUGACAGACUAGGUUUUAGUGAUUAUACCUUAGAAGCCGAAGCUGUAUUGAAGGACUGUAAGGCUGUUGCUGCAAAACGAAGGAGACAAAGCACAAGACUCGAAAAUUUGGGUAUACCGGAAGAAGAGUUGUUAAGACAGCAACAGGAACUUUUUGCAAAGGCUCGUGAAGAACAAGCCAAACAAGAACAACAACAAUGGCUGUUAUUACAACAACAAGGAUUAGUAGGAGCUGAGGGUGCUCCACAGCCUUACAUACCCCCACCUCCUGGCCCCAGGGUUGAUGAUGAAGAAGAUGAUGAUUACUCAUAGAAAUAUUCCAUUCAUUAUAACUUUACCCCAUAAGAGGUCAUUAAAACAUUAUGUAUUCUUGUGUACUAAAUAAUAUUAUGGAGUGAUAAUCUUUAUUUGUAUGCUAAAGAUAAUUAAAUAUUUGCAUAUGCAA
Trichoplusia ni (cabbage looper) is the source of this 831-nucleotide messenger RNA. It is a transcript of the gene NC2beta, whose product is annotated as protein Dr1. Lineage: Eukaryota; Metazoa; Arthropoda; Insecta; Lepidoptera; Noctuidae. The transcript has 3 exons. Bases 144 to 698 code for a protein of 184 amino acids. Gene Ontology annotation, biological process: RNA polymerase II preinitiation complex assembly; chromatin remodeling; positive regulation of transcription by RNA polymerase II. The record is from RefSeq and is a predicted model, not a curated record. Gene Ontology annotation, molecular function: TBP-class protein binding; protein heterodimerization activity; core promoter sequence-specific DNA binding. Gene Ontology annotation, cellular component: negative cofactor 2 complex.